Molecule: messenger RNA, 7402 nt
Organism: Ruditapes philippinarum (Manila clam)
Lineage: Eukaryota; Metazoa; Mollusca; Bivalvia; Venerida; Veneridae
Product: mothers against decapentaplegic homolog 1-like
Exons: 6
Coding region: 224-1600 (458 amino acids)
Biological process (GO): transforming growth factor beta receptor signaling pathway; cell differentiation; BMP signaling pathway
Cellular component (GO): heteromeric SMAD protein complex
Molecular function (GO): RNA polymerase II cis-regulatory region sequence-specific DNA binding; I-SMAD binding; DNA-binding transcription factor activity, RNA polymerase II-specific
Source: RefSeq, a predicted model, not a curated record
UAUAAUAAUAUGUGUAUGCAUGUUGCAGCAAGAGAGAUAGAUAUUUGCUAAAAUGCCGGAAGAAUAAAGAUUUAUCAAGAUUCAGGAACACUAAUCUGAUUUGAAUAUAAGAAUACGUAUUUUAUAUCAAAAAUUUGUUCAUGAUGGAUUUUAAUCAAUUUUUUUUACCAGCAGAACAUAUGUAUAAUGAAGAUUAGAUAUUUAAAUCAGUUCAUAUAGAGGGAUGUCCUCCACUAUAUCAAGUUUAAACAGCCUGUUCUCCUUCACAAGUCCUGCUGUUAAACGUCUUCUAGGAUGGAAACAGGGUGACGAGGAGGAAAAAUGGGCAGAGAAGGCUGUUGACUCACUUGUGAAAAAACUUAAAAAGAAGAAAGGGGCUUUAGAAGAUCUCGAGAAAGCUUUAAGCUGUCCGGGACAGCAAAGCAAAUGUGUAACAAUUCCUAGGUCUCUGGAUGGUAGGUUGCAGGUAUCUCAUAGGAAAGGUUUGCCUCAUGUAAUCUACUGUCGUGUGUGGCGUUGGCCAGAUUUACAAAGUCACCAUGAACUUAAAGCCCUUGAUUGUUGCGAGUUUCCAUUUAAUGCAAAACACAAAGAAGUGUGUAUAAAUCCGUAUCACUACAAAAGAGUUGAAAGUCCAGUACUGCCCCCAGUUCUAGUCCCACGAUACAGCGAGUUUCCAGCAGGUCACAACCCAUCGAUGCCCCCAUUUCAGGCAGUACCAGAACCAUCAAUGCCACACAAUGUCACAUACCCAAACAACUUCCAUACUGGCCCAACAUCCCCGGCCAGUUCUGGACCUGGCAGCCCAUAUGGAGGUGUACCGGCGGAUACACCGCCUCCGGCUUACCAAGUUCACGAUGACAACAGCCCACCAAGCAGCCAGAGCCGGGGUCAACAGCCCAUGGAUACAAGCAUGCCCCCUCCACCAGUUCCCCCACCUACAGUCAAUAUACCAAUGAGUGAUAAAUAUCCAGCUCAUAUGCAACCAGUGACCUAUCAAGAGCCACAAUACUGGUGUUCUAUUGUAUACUACGAAUUAAACAACAGGGUAGGAGAGGCUUUCCAUGCCUCACAAACGAGUAUAGUUGUUGAUGGUUUCACAGACCCCUCCAAUAAUGCAGACAGGUUCUGUCUUGGUCUAUUGUCCAAUGUAAACAGAAACUCUACUAUAGAAAACACAAGAAGACAUAUAAGCAAAGGUGUUCAUCUAUAUUAUGUUGGUGGUGAAGUGUUUGCCGAAUGUCUCAGUGACAGCUCUAUAUUUGUACAGAGCAGGAACUGUAAUUAUCACCAUGGUUUUCAUCCCACCACAGUGUGUAAGAUUCCACCAGGCUGCAGUCUGAAGAUCUUUAAUAAUCAGGAAUUCGCGGCACUUCUCAGUCAAAGCGUGAAUCAUGGAUUUGAGGCUGUGUACGAACUUACAAAGAUGUGCACUAUUCGUAUGAGUUUCGUUAAAGGCUGGGGAGCAGAAUAUCAUCGCCAGGAUGUAACCAGCACACCAUGUUGGAUAGAGAUACAUCUGAAUGGUCCGUUACAGUGGUUAGAUAAAGUUCUCACUCAGAUGGGCUCACCCCAUAAUGCAAUAUCAUCUGUAUCAUGAUUCUUUCUAUUCACAUAAGUUAAACAUUCAGAUCAAACUAUGACAUACAAUCAAAACCAGGAUAUAGCUGCUAUAUGUAUGCUAAAAAAAAGAGAAAUAAUUCUGGAUGUACAGAUAAAAUGUUUUUAUCUUUUCUCCUUGAAAAUGAGUAUAUGAACAUUUUAUAUGUUGAACCUUUCAUUCAAGAGUUAUUUUAGAAAUCUGAAUGCAAAAAGAUCUGUUUUAAUUCAUUUUCAUCAGAUAUAUAUAUACAAGUGUCAUUAAUUUUAAGAGAAAAUAUGCCACCCAAAACAAAAUAUAGUGAAACAGGGUUUGGUUUUGAUGUAUACAAAGAAAAUUCUUUGUGUAUUUUCAAACCAGUGUUUGAUCUAUGACAAAGCUUCUUUUUUUUUAAAAAUGUUGUAAUGUUUACCUGUGAGGAAUGGGUGCUUUAUGUAUUACCAAUUCAAUAUUCAUAUUGUUGAAAAAAAUCCAUGAUAUCAUUGUCUACAUUGUAUGUCCUACAUGGUUUUGUAUGUGUAUAGUCUGAAAAAAAACUGUCAUUUUAUGCUUGCAUUAGGUUCCUGCAACAUUAAAGCUGGGAAGAUGGGUUGAAUUUUUGUUUGUUCACAAAUAAUUAGCUUUAAUUGUAUUUAAAGAAGACAUUUAGUAAUUUUGAAACUAACGCAUGAGUUGUCUCUUUAAAUUAGACAGGUUUAAUUUUUAAUCUGCUGAAAUUGCUGUACAGGAUAAGCCCUGCUUUGAAUUUGGAACAGUCAAUUCAUAGUUUGAGGUUUUUGAAUUUCAAAAUACAAAAAGCAAGCUAGCAACUGUAUAGAGCCUAGACAGACUGCAAGGAAAUUUUGCUUAACUGAGCUUAUAUGAUUUCAAAAGCUUGCUAUUUCAUUUUCUAAAAGAUUGAAAUUACAUCAAUUUUCAGCCAGAUUCUUAUUCAUCUUGACAAAAGCACUUUACUGAAAAGAGUGAAAAAAUCACCUUUUUUUUUAAGUGCUAUUGCUUUCUUUAAAACUCUUUGUAAUUAAUUCAUAAUGCUGUUUUACAAUACUCUUGUAGAUCUAGAUUUUUAUGAAACUUAUACAAGUUCAUAGGAUAUCUAAUUAAUCAGUUUUAAGUUUAAUAGCCAGAUAGGUCAACUCAAAAAAGAUAUAUUUUGUAAAGUAGCAAUACAACAUAUUUUCUGAAGAGCUUUUAAAUCCAACUUAUAGUUUUAUCUUAUAUUUGAACUGGACUUGGGUGGGGCAUAAACCUAUCUUCUGGAACCUUCAGGUUGCUUGUCAGGAAGAAGGGACUACAGAUGAGAAAUGCAUGAUUUAUUGAAAAAAAGAGUAACCUGUAACCUGCUGAAGUUUUGUAAUGGGUUUGCCCUGCUUUGAAUUUGGAACAGUCCAUUUACACUUCAAGGGAUUUUAGUAUCAAAAUUCAUAAAAUGGAGCUACCAUCAGUAUGGCACCUGUUCAGACUGCACGGAGAUACCACUUGCCCGGCUCGAAUACUUGUGGCAAAGGCUGUAUCACUCACUUCCAGUAGGUUGGGAUGAAGUUUUCAGCGUUGUUCGUGAAUAUGAUAAGAAUGAAUGAAUGGAUUAUGUUAUUUUUGCGCAUACAUUUAAUGAUUUUUCUAUAGUAAUAUUUUUAUUAUUAUUUUCUCAAAAGUUUAUUGAAAAUACUGUUACUUCUGUUAAUCUAAUUACUAGUUGCAGGCUUUGAAACAAGUAUAUUUAUUCUAAUAGUUCUUGAAAGAUAAUACAGUUUACAAUGCUGUGGCAUAGCCCGUUUUUACAAACAUUAUUUGAUAAGUUGUAGAUUAGUUUAUGUGAAAGAGGUAAAAAAGAUUAGUUUAUGUGAAAGAGGUAAAAAAUGCUGAAAAAUAUUUGCAUUUACUUAAAAUACUGCUUAAGACUCUGAUUUAUUUUUGCCUGUGUGUCCUGCUAGCUUACGGAAUAAUGUUGUUUUUACUGAUCUAUAAUUGAAGUAAUGUAAAGCGGCACUUAGGGUCGUUCUUUGCCACAAAGGCUAGAAGGUCUAUAUGACCUGAACAGUGAAAAUGUUACUUGAAACUCAUCCAGAAAUAAACAGAUAAAAUCUCAUGUUUUCCUAUAUAAUUAAAAUGAUAAAUAGUAUUGAUCUAGAAUGACAGGAUCUUUAAUUUGUUAAUAUUGAGAUUUAAUGAGGAAAUAAGCCCAUCAAAUGAAGGAAAUUUAAGUAGAUAAUUUCUGUUUUUUAUCUUAUGCCUAGACAUUUAGCAUAAAAAUUGAAAUUUUAAGCUUUUCUCAAUGCAUUCUUAGACUUUUUGAAUACUGUUAGUGUAUAACUGUCAUUUAAUUAUUCUGGUACAUUUAUUUGUUCCAGACAUAAAAGAUUGAGACUGCUGUAACAAAUGGGCAAUUUUUAGAAGAUCAGACAUGAAAUUGCUCCUUUACAUAUUUAGGUUAAGUCAUAUAGCUUGCAUAUAUAUAUUUCUGAAGGAAGCUUAGUGCCUAUAUUGACUGUUUUGCCUAUCUAACAAAACAAGAAAUGUAUAAAAUUUGAAUGGUAACAUCAGAUCUUAGGGGAUACAUCAGUUCCUUAAGUUUAAUGUCAGUUAUGUUUACACAUAGCAUAGGUCAUAUCAUUGUGUGGACACGGGUCACAUGUAGACAUAGGUCGCAUGUGUAGACACAGGCCCCAUGUAGACACAGGCCACAUGAAAAGUCUUGUCACAUUUUUGGACACAGGCCACAUGUAGACAUCAGAAGUGAACACACAGGGUGCAUAUGUAUACACAGGUGAAAUGUGUAGACAUUGAGUCAUUUUCUUCAUGGGUGCAAUCAAUACAUUCAAGUUACUAUUUUUGUCUAAUUUGGUUCACCUACAGUUUGACUUUGCUUGUUUCUUCAUAUUUGAUAGCAGUUGGACUGCUUUUAACAUGUUGCUACACACACACAUAUUUAUAUAAAAGCUUUACUUUUGUGAAACUUUGUUUAUAGGGGUGAAUUUUUUAGAAUAAAUUUACAUUGUUUCAUGUGAUGUUUUCUUUUCAAACUGUAUGACUGUUGUUAAAGUGCUAAGGUGAUAUGUAGUAGUGUGAAUAAAGUUUUAGUGUUAAUGAGUAUAGUAUAAAGUCUAUGUCUAGUUUUUUGUUAUUACACACACAAUAUAUAUAUAAGAGAUGAUAUAAGCAAAUUUUUUAAGAUUUUCAUUGUUUUUUUUUUUUGUUUUUCUUAUUUUUCUGUACUGAAAGAAAUUUAAAAAAAAAGGAAAGAUUUUUAUCUAGCACAACAAAAAAGGUGAAUAUGUUGAUGUUUUUAUGUUUGAUAAUUGUGAAUAAGAUGAUGAGCAUUUAUAGGGCUAAAGUAUAUAAAUAUAAAUACUGUAUGUCCAUUGUUAUUUGUAUGAAACUUUAUUUCAGAUUUUAAGUUAAUGUUUUGAGAUUCCUGUUUUAUGCACAUUUAUGUGGCACUAAGAUUAUUUUUUAAGUGAAGAAAUAUAUACACUUUAUGUGUUGCCCCUCUGUGUAAAAUAAAGGUUGUUUGCAUUUUAUUUUGAUGUUGUUACGAGAAACCCAUUGUUGGGAACAUUUAGUUUUUCAAUACUAAAGGUAGGCAACUCUUCAUGAUGGUAGGAAGAUGUAGGUUUUCAGAAAUCAAAGUGACUUGGAAAAGUAGUGCUAAAUAUUUUGUAUAUACAAUAAGAUACAUCUCUAUAAUUACUCCAUGUCUUUUACUCCUGCUGUAAUUUGUUGUGGAUUUAUCUUACAUUGAAUUUAGUAGUCUAUUAUGAGAUUGAGGGAUUUCAACAACUAAUUAAUGAAAUCAAGCAGCCAACAGUAGCUCAGGUUGCAUAUUUUAUGCUAGCCUGGCUCUAUAUACAUCAAGUUAGUUUGAGUACCAAUGAUCAAAGUGUAUUUUAUGAACAAACUUUUAUAUCUGCAUAUAUUUUACUUUCUCUUUUCAAAGGUGAAGAUAAGAAAAAGGUUUUCUUUCAUUUACUUACCCACCAAUUUUGUAGGAAACUAAAUUUAUUUUUGUAUUAAAUCUGAAAUGUCUUCUUUUUUUUGUCAUUCAUAUACAGAACUCUUUAAUUUAGUGUUUUUUUCUAACUUUAAAAACAUCUAUGUAAAUUUAAAAAUCAUUUUGGUAAAGUGUGAUUUUGUUAUAUGCUUUGAUAUUUCAAAGUUUCUAUGUUUGUUUGUUAUAAGUAUACAUGUUUGUGAUCUCAGGUGGAAGGGUAUUUCAGUGUGAUACAGAAAGGAAAGCAUGGUAUUAUUUGUGUAUUCUUUAAUAAAAUGCCUGGGAUUGUUAGCGGGCACAUUUUCCAAAAGAUUUUUAACAGGUUGUUGGUUAGUAAAUAAUGGGGAUUAUCAGAUUUAUAUUAAGUUUUAUAGUCAAAAGAAAUUGAUUUUAAUUGAUUAUCUGCAAGUUUGUUUUUCAAACUUGCAGAACUCUUUAAAUUUUGUUUUGAGCUACUUUGGUUGUAUAGUAAGGUUGUCAGUGAAAGAAAUGGCUGGGCAUUCACAAGAAUACAUUUUGCUAUCUUGUUUAUAUUGAAGAAAGAAUUUUAGAAAUGAUGACAAGAUUUGGUUUAAAUUGAAGUGUUACCUUUAAUUGUUUUCUUAGGCAAUAAAGCGCAAGUGUGGUUUCUUGUAACUAACUUAACAUUUUGUUUUUUGUAUAACCUGUGCUGACUAGAAGAUUCUAAAUUCUUGUUAUCUAUCUUGCAUGUGUAAAGUUAUUUGUGCAAAUAUAUAAAGGUUACAUUGUUUUGUUACUGUCCUGUUUUGCUACAGCUGUGAGCGUUUCUUUGUUUAUAUUUUUAUAGUCAUUUUUGUAAUGUAAUAUUUUUAAGAAUUCAUUAUUAUUAUUUGUUUGCAUUUAUGUACAAGCCAAUGUUUUUUUGUAAAUAUUUGUAAAUAGCAAUAUAGUAUAUAAAAUUUCUACAUGUUCUGUAACUUUUUUGAAACAAGAUUUAUUCUAAACAAUAAAUGAAUAGAAUUUUUCAAAUUUUACCCUUCUUUAUGAUUAACUAAAGGAAAAAAUGAGCGAAAAACAUUUAUUCAUAGAUACUUGUGAAGAUUUAAUGUAUGUGUUCCUUGAUGUUUAAACAUAGAAGAUUCCUACAUUUGUCUGUUAUGCUACAUCAAACAUUAUUUUGUGUCGUACAUUUACAUUAAAAGGUUUUUAGCUCCCCACCAAGUAACAUGUUUCAAAUUGACUGCUUUAAGAAUAUUAGCAAUAAAAUUAAGAAUUGUUUUCAUAAUGUUUGAGGCUUCAAUAGCUUGUACAGAAAUAUGUUUUGAUGUGUUGAAAUUUAUUUUUGGCAGUAGUAUUUCAUUUAUUUGAAUAUAACAUAUGAUUACAAAAGACAUAAGGUAUUUUGUAUUGUUACUUUUAUAGGAUAAAACAUUUUAUCUUUCAAAAAUAUUUACAUCCUUUCUUUUUGUUAAUCAAACUGUCUUCCAUUAAUAAAACAAAAACACACAAAUGUAUCAGAUAUAUUUGAAAAUUUAGUUAUCUAAAUUAAUAUUAAUAAAUCUUAAGGUAUUCAUCUUUGAUUUGUAAAAGUAAUAAUUCGUUGGAUUACACAUUUCUUGACAUUUUUGACUUCUUGUUAAUUUAAGUUUGUUGAGUCUUGUUCAAGCUAGAGAAUAGUGGUCAUUUUGAUGGUCUUGUUUGGAAGUUGUUUGCAUUUAGACAUGACUUUUUUACACAAAAUAAAUGUUACCUUUGUCAUUGACUAUUAGCAUAGUAACUUAUGUUAACAUUGUGCAUCUUUAUAUUGGUACAUUUCAUAUGAAUACUGUGAAAUAAAUAUUAUGCUGCAGGAA